AUGGGAAGUUUUAUUAAAAUUCGAUCUGUUCGUCAAAUUGUUGCCCAGAUUGGGCGAUGGGAAGAAUGUCGAGGAGCAGUUAGCCCCUUCACCGCCGCUGCUAGCCCCGAAGCCUGUCUUGCCCUUGACCGCCGCGUUGAUGAAUGGGAUGUCCGCCAUGUCACUCUCCCCACCACUCGCAUUGACGACCUCCCCGCCGCCGCCCAUCCUCCUGCCUGCCUCGCAAAUGAUGAGCUCAUUCUCUUCGAUGCCAGCCAGCUUCUCGGAAUUCUCGGCAAUUUCCUCGGUGUUCGCACCGCAACCGAUCCAAUCGAUGCCGACCUCGCCGUGGAC
Messenger RNA from Mesorhabditis belari, 333 nucleotides. NCBI's taxonomy places the organism in Eukaryota, Metazoa, Nematoda, Chromadorea, Rhabditida, Rhabditidae. The record is from the annotation of a GenBank genome assembly.